GUUUGCAAAAUAAAAGUACAGCAACAAAGGGAAUGCAACGAAACUGAGAACCGACAGCGGGAUUGCGUUGCUCCUUCGUGUAAUGUUUAAUGUAUGAGUCCUAAUAUUUUGUAACGAUGAGUAUGGCGAAUGCGAAGGACGCCUCUUCGACCGGGACUUCGGACGAUCCAAUUGCUUUACUCGACGAAGACAACGACGACGACGAUGAUGGCACGGUAGCUUCGAUUGGGGCGGUGAGAACCAACACGAACGAAAGGAAAAGACCGGCGUCUCCCGGGAGAGAGUGCAGCUCUUUGGAGUCGGUUCCACGCAAACGAUCCGUCCGAGGAAACCGCGCCGUUUCUCCCCAAGAGAGGGCGAUUCUUCCACAUGACGAUGGCUGCAUGCUGAACCCGCGCCACCCCAUCAAAAUAUUUGCGACCGAUCGAGACAAGACCACGCGGCGAAACCUUAGGCGUCGCUUGAAGAAAGGCGAGGUCGACAGUGACAAAGAUGGCUACCACUAUACUAACACUGAAGAUGCAUAUCGUACCCAUUGGUCGGUAUUUCACUGCUGGACCUUUCGCGAAAUGUUGGGAUUCGACCGCUUUUCGGGAAUUCGGUAUCAAACCCAGGCAGAUCUCAUUGGCAGUGACACAUUUCCCGGUGCUAAGACCAACAAAAUUAGCCAUGGGAAUCCUGUGGGUAUCGAUUGGAUCUUUAUCACGACCUACAUACUUGAUGUGGACUAUCUGCUUCACGAACUCCCGGAGUUGCUCGAUAUCCCGCUCGUUGUCAUUGUCUACCAAUACAAGGAUUUCAGUUCGAGAGAAGAGGCAUGGAUCAGGGAGGUUUCCUCAAAGAAAGAACACAACCUAGCUCUGGUUGAGCGGAAUCCACGGGACCCACCCCGAACCGAAUCCAAUCCCCUGAAGGUGCGAAUGCCCUAUGGCUGUCACCAUACCAAAAUGACGCUGGUUGGCUAUUCCUCGGGGCGCCUGCGGGUUCACAUCCACACCUCGAAUUUACGGCAGGGAGAUGUUCACGACAAGUGCCAAGGGGCAUUCCUCCAAGACUUUCUGCCGAAAACCGAGGACCAGCUGUGCAAUUUUGUCACCUCUGACUUUGAGGAAAGCCUCGUGACGUAUCUGGAAUCUUACCACUUUGUUCUCCCAUGGGUGUGGAAGAAAGCUGAAAUCGGACGCGGUGAGGGAAGCGAGGCAACCACUCUUGUCUCACACAUACAAACCUAUGAUUUUUCUAGCUGCGUGGGGGUGCUGGUUCCAUCUGUUCCAGGUUAUCACAAUGCGUCUCUAGAUGCACGACCUUCACGUCGAGGAAACAAGGAAAUCUAUGGCUAUCUCAAGGUCCACAAAGCGAUACGGGAACACUGUAACUGCGACAGUAGCAGUGCUGGUCCAAUUGUGUGCCAGUUUUCUUCCAUGGGGGCUCUAUGGGAGCCGUAUCUCGACAAGGUAGCCGCAGCCUGGAACGCAGGUGCAGCCAACUGUGGUUCGAAGACCGUGGCGACGUCGCGGCCUCCAAAAAAGGGGGAAUUGGCGGCUUCCUGGCUGCGAUUUGUCUGGCCCACAACUUUAGAAGUCAAAGAGAGCGUGGAGGGACCGAUGGGGGGUAAUUCGGUUCCAGGGACGGCAAAGAAUCUCCACAAGACGUUUGUCCGCUCCCUUUUGCACAAGUGGAGGUUUCUUUCCAGUACUAAUGAUGGUAGCACCACCGGUAUGUACGGGGGAAACCUCGAUAGCACCGAUUCCAACCGACGACGUUGGAAAGAGGAGGAUCCACUCGACAAGGGAUGCCACGUCCCGCACAUCAAAUCGUACUACCAAAUUCAGGAGCUUGGUGACAGGUACGGGCGAGAUAGUAUGCUCUGGUUUGUCCUGUCCUCGCACAACAUGUCCGUGGCGGCCUGGGGACAGAUUCAAAACCGUCAAAAGGACCUCGGGAGGAAAGUACUGACCGUUCAGCACUGGGAGCUGGGCAUUUUUUUGGCUCCUUCCACGCUGGGAGUUCGUUCCAUGGGACCGACAUUGGAGGGAUCCAGGCACCGGCAAGCAUACAACUGCAAAACUGCCAACGAUGAUCCCAUCAACGAAGCAACCCGGGCAGUAAUUCCCCUGCCAUUCAAAUUCCGACCAAUCAAAUACCAAGAUUCUGAUAAACCAUGGGUUGUGGGGUAGAAAACCGCAUGCACAAUGAAAUUGGGCUGAAUUUUUUCUUGAUUUGGUCUCUGUUAUAGUCAAAUCCACGGAACAAAGUGGUAGUAAGUGCUGCUACUAUUUAUAACAAUAAGGCAGUACACCACAAUAGUGAGCAAAUAUGACUGUUUGUGAAGAAUGAUUGUGAAUACUGCUACUACUACUAUACCGCUACUACUAGGUAUUCCUACUACCAUAGUAUCACACCACCAUGAUCAUUGUCCUCAUCUGAUACUUGCGCAUCCAAUUCUAGGAUAUGAUAUAAACUUGUGUUCCAGUUUUUUCUCAAUUUGAUAUUCAGCAGGGAUACAACUUUGCUAAUAAUCAUCCAACCAUCUCAUUGUAUUACUUCUUGUUUAAAACACCUUUGUUCAGAGAUUUGUCCACCACACUACACCAAGAACAAAUAGAAACUACUACUACUUUGAAUCUAAAUCUUAUGCAAGAAGAAAUAUGAUUCUCACAAAGAAAAAGCAGUUCCCAUGUAUCAUGUCCAUGAUGAAGUGGUGCAACAUGAAGUACAUUCAUUCCUACUUGUGAUCCACGUAAAAAUAAUCCAAUUCUCAUCAC
Messenger RNA from Pseudo-nitzschia multistriata, 2765 nucleotides. NCBI's taxonomy places the organism in Eukaryota, Bacillariophyta, Bacillariophyceae, Bacillariales, Bacillariaceae. The record is from the annotation of a GenBank genome assembly.